This is a messenger RNA of Arctia plantaginis, 471 nucleotides long. The record is from the annotation of a GenBank genome assembly. Lineage: Eukaryota; Metazoa; Arthropoda; Insecta; Lepidoptera; Erebidae.
AUGGAACCAGAUUCGCCAAAUACUGCUGAUCUUCGAGCAAGCCCAAUUGACCCUAUGGAUACUGAGCACAUACCGUCCAUACUUGAGUUUGACUUAUCUCGAAUGAAGUGCGUUAAAGCAUCUGGCAAGGAUGAAGUUUACGUUGAGAUGCUUCAGGUGGGAGGACUCACAGUAGUCAAACAACUUGGUAACCUCUUUAAUAAAGUGUUGUCUGAGACCAUAAUACCCGAUACAUGGAAAAACGCCAUUGUCUCCACACCACUAUUGAAAAACUACAGACCCAUAAACCUUCUCUCCCAGAUCUAUAAGUUAUUCGCCAGAGUCGAGCAGGCUGGCUUCCAAACUGAUUACUCCACAACAGACCCUUUACUUACUGUCAAGGAAUUGAUGGAGAGAUGUAGCUUCGAUAAUGUGCCGCCACUCUGUUCCAUGACAAAAGCUAGAUGUCAUGCUCGAUGGAAAUUGCUAUGA